Elaeis guineensis (African oil palm) is the source of this 2116-nucleotide messenger RNA. RefSeq names its product dicarboxylate transporter 2.1, chloroplastic. Gene Ontology annotation, molecular function: transmembrane transporter activity. Gene Ontology annotation, cellular component: membrane. The record is from RefSeq and is a predicted model, not a curated record. Gene Ontology annotation, biological process: transmembrane transport. Lineage: Eukaryota; Viridiplantae; Streptophyta; Magnoliopsida; Arecales; Arecaceae.
CGAGUCUCGUUGCUCUCUCCCCCGUUUCUUCUUCCGCUCCAUUAGAGACUCCGCUAUCUCGCCCGAUGGAGAGCUUCGCCAUCGGCCGGCCGCUCCCCUCCUCCUUCUCCGCCGCCUCCCUCAUCCGCCACCUCCCAGUCUCCUCCCUCCCGCAGCCAUCAGCCGCCCCCAUCUCCCUCCGCCGCCGCCCCCUCUUCCCCCUCACCUCACCCCUCCGCCCCGUCCCCCUCCCCCUACCCCUCACCCGACGCCAAAAACCAUCCCUUUCCUCCGUAUGCGUUGCUUCCUCGCCUGAGAAAACCCCGACCCCCACCUCUUCCCCGCCCCCGGCGCCGUCGCAGGGGGCGAAGCUCGUUCCCCUAGCGAUCUCCGUCGCCAUCGGCCUCGUUGUCCGCUUCCUCGUUCCCCGGCCCGUCGAGGUCACCCCCCAAGCCUGGCAGCUCCUAGCCAUCUUCCUCUCGACCAUCGCGGGCCUCGUCCUGAGCCCGCUGCCGGUGGGCGCUUGGGCGUUCCUCGGCCUCACCGCCUCCGUCGUCACCAAAACGUUAAGCUUCUCUGCAGCAUUCCGGGCCUUCACGAACGAAGUGAUAUGGUUGAUCGUGAUAUCCUUCUUCUUCGCGAGGGGUUUCGUGAAGACCGGGCUUGGGGAUAGGAUUGCCACUUACUUUGUGAAGUGGCUAGGGAGGAGCACGUUAGGGCUGUCGUAUGGUCUCACGAUCAGUGAGGCUUUCAUUGCUCCAGCGAUGCCCAGCACUACUGCCAGGGCCGGCGGUGUGUUCCUUCCGAUCAUCAAAUCGUUGUCGCUCUCAGCUGGGAGCCGGCCGGGGGAUUCUUCGUCCAAGAAGCUCGGGUCCUAUCUGGUCAUGUCUCAGUUCCAGUCAGCUUGUAACUCAAGUGCCCUUUUCCUAACUGCUGCAGCUCAAAACCUCUUAUGUCUUAAAUUAGCUGAAGAACUUGGGGUUUGGCUUGCAAGUCCAUGGGUAUCAUGGUUCAAGGCUGCAAGUUUACCUGCCAUUGUUUCUCUUCUAGCUACUCCAUAUAUCUUAUACAAGAUCUUUGCCCCACAAGUCAAAGAUACACCAGAUGCACCUGCUUUGGCUACCAAAAAACUGGAGCAGAUGGGGCCUGUAACGAGGAAUGAAUGGGUCAUGGUUGGUACCAUGGUUCUUGCAGUUUCUCUGUGGGUCUUCGGAGAGGCUCUUGGUAUAGCAAGUGUUGCUGCAGCAAUGCUUAGCUUAUCCAUCCUUCUGCUUCUGGGUGUUCUGGAUUGGGAUGAUUGCUUAUCUGAAAAGUCUGCAUGGGAUACUUUAGCUUGGUUUGCAGUUCUAGUUGGAAUGGCUGGCCAGCUUACAAAUCUUGGGAUAGUGACAUGGAUGUCUAGUUGUGUGGCCAAGUUUCUUCAGGCCUUCUCACUGAGCUGGCCAGCAGCAUUCUGUGUUCUCCAGGCAUCCUACUUUCUCAUCCACUACCUAUUUGCAAGUCAGACUGGGCAUGUUGGAGCCUUGUACUCGGCAUUUCUUGCCAUGCACUUGGCAGCUGGUGUUCCUGGUGUGUUGGCAGCACUAGCCUUGGCCUACAACACAAAUCUUUUUGGUUCAUUAACACAUUAUAGUAGUGGUCAGGCAGCUGUGUACUAUGGAGCUGGAUAUGUGGAGCUUCCUGAUGUAUUCAGGCUGGGCAUUGUGAUAGCCAUGAUUAAUGCUUUGAUCUGGGGAGCUGUUGGAACAUUUUGGUGGAAAUUUUUGGGGCUGUAUUGAGGAUGGAGAUACUGUAAGUUAAGUUUCCCUCAUGGCAAUGAGAAGAAUUUUUUCCAUAAUUUAUUCUGGAAGCACUUCUGUCUUCUUUCUACAGUCUUCAAAGUUUUGAUGAUCAAAAGAGACUGAGUCCAAGAUGAUGACAUUGGUAUCUCUACUUCAAUUUUUUUUUUUCUCUCAUUCUGUGGAUCUUCUUUCCCAUAUUUGUACACACUGUCAUUGUUGGCAAUGUUUAUUGUUGCUCCAUUAGAUAUUUUUACCUAGAUGAGAACAUGUUUUUUUUAUAUCUGAAUAAUGAAACAUCAGUGGGUGUUUGCAUUGCAUCUUAAUUCUAAUGGCAAUCCCUUCAUUCUGAUCUGUCA